GACUUCUGAGCUCGAAGACUUGUAUUUUAUUUCAAUGAUUUUAACGUAGCAUAUCAUCUCACUCUUAUUUUCAGUUUUGAUGUGCCAAGACAAUUGAGCUGCCCACUUGGUUUGAUAGUAAACGUGUGGAAUUGAUAUCCGACUACUGACGCCUCUAUCCACAUUCCCUCUACGAAAAAACUCCGUCCCUAUUUCAACUCAUGUCAAGCACAUACUUUCAUCUUUUGCCUUUUACCACCGCACAAUAUGGAUGUUCCAGAGGCCACCGUCUACCCUGUUUUGAAGGGUAAGGUGGCGAUCGUGACAGGUGGCGCACGGGGUAUGGGGAAGGCCACCGCCUCAGCGUUCCUACGAGCCGGUGCUCAAGUGGUUAUUGCGGAUGUGAAAGAAGUUGAGGGUCAAGCGACAGAGAAAGAGCUAUCUAAGUUUGGAGACAUUAUUUUUGUGCGAUGCGACAUUUCCAAGUCAGAAGAUGUUCGAAAUCUUAUCGCGGUAACAUUAGAGAAGUUCGGUAAACUUGAUGUAGCUGUCAACAACGCCGCCCUUACCCCGGACAGAACACAGCUUAUCGAGUUCGAUGAAGUCUACUGGAAUAAUCUCGUAGGCAUUAACUUGACUGGUACUGCAUUGUUGUUGCAAGUGGGAAAUGCAACAAAUGUUGAAGCAGGGCACGAAAGGCUCUAUUGUCAACAUUGCAUCCAUCAAUUCGUUUAGACCACAAGUAAACAUGCCUGCAUAUACAGCAACAAAGCAUGCUAUUAUUGGUUUGACGAAGCAUGCCGCUAUGGAGGGCGGCCCAAAGGGAAUCAGGGUGAACGCUGUUGCGCCAGGUGCUAUCAUUGUGAGUUCACUAUGUCCCGUCUAUAAAAGACUUCAAAAAGCUAAUCCAAGGCAGAGUGAUAUGUCCGCCACCGCUUUAGAAAUUGUUGGAACUACCAUGGAAGAGUUUGCUCCAACGAUCAGCAUCUUAAAUCGGUUCGGAAUGGCCCACGAGGUUGCACAGGCCUCUUUGUGGCUCUCAUCAGACAAUGCAUCAUAUGUCACUGGUAUUUGUUUGCCCGUGGACGGAGGCUAUUUAGCGAAGUAGUCGAGUAUGCUACCAAUUUCUUGAGUACAAGCAAUUCAAAAAUAGAUAACUACUUUACGGCCAGUUUGGAUUCCGAGCCAGUUUCAACUUCAUUUCAAUCAUGAGGCUGCUUAACACCACAUGGAUUUUUCACUAGUGUUAAAUUGAUUAGCAUGUCUGAAUUUCAUUCCAAUUUGAUGUUUUGCCACG
Molecule: messenger RNA, 1276 nt
Organism: Sclerotinia trifoliorum
Lineage: Eukaryota; Fungi; Ascomycota; Leotiomycetes; Helotiales; Sclerotiniaceae
Source: the annotation of a GenBank genome assembly